UGCCGGGAGCUGAGAUUGCCGCGCUGUCUCUCAGAGUGGUGGGGGAGGUUCCGCUCGCCUCGCCUUUGCCCGUGCCCAGCCCUACGCGGGGUGAGCCGCCGCAGCCGCCGCUUCUUUGUGGCUGCGGCUCCCUGCCUCACCGCCGCGGGAAUACUACCUACGCCUCGGCUGCCCGGGAGGUCACUGCAGCUGUAGUGUAGCCGAGGGAGGUUCGCCCCGGCGCAGCGGUAGCUAUGGGGCUGCAGCCCCUGGAGUUCAGCGAUUGCUACCUGGACAGUCCCUGGUUCAGGGAGCGGGUGAGAGCCCAUGAGGCCGAGCUGGAGAAGACCAAUAAGUUUAUCAAGGAGUUGCUUAAGGAUGGGAAAAACCUAAUCGCCGCGACCAAAAACCUUUCAUCAGCCCAGAGAAAAUUUGCCCAUUCUCUGAGAGACUUUAAAUUUGAAUUCAUUGGGGAUGCAGAGACAGAUGAUGAAAGAUACAUAGAUGCAUCACUUCAUGAAUUUUCAAACUUUUUAAAAAAUCUGGAAGAACAAAGAGAAAUUUUGGCACUCAGUGUUACUGAAACUCUGAUCAAACCUUUGGAAAGAUUUAGGAAAGAGCAGCUAGGAGCUGUAAAGGAGGAAAAGAAGAAGUAUGAUAAAGAGACAGAGAAGAAUUACAGUUUGUUAGAAAAGCAUUUGAAUUUAUCAGCUAAGAAGAAAGAGCUACAACUACAAGAGGCAGAUAACCAAGUGGAGCAGAACAGAAAACACUUCUAUGAGUUGUCCCUCGAGUAUGUAUGCAAGUUGCAAGAGAUACAGGAGCGGAAGAAAUUUGAGUGUGUGGAACCUGUGCUAUCAUUUUUUCAGGGUUUGUUCACUUUUUAUCAUCAAGGAUACGAACUGGCCAAAGACUUCAAUCAUUACAAAAUGGCCCUGCAGAUAAAUAUACAAAAUACACGAAAUCGUUUUGAAGGAACAAGGUCAGAGGUAGAGGAUCUCAUGAACAAAAUCAGAAGAAAUCCUCAGGAACAUAAAAGAGCAAAUCACUUCACGAUGGAAGGUUAUCUCUAUGUACAGGAAAAAAGGCCUGCUCCCUUUGGUUCUAGCUGGGUGAAGCAUUAUUGCACAUAUAGGAAAGAGACAAAGAAGUUCACCAUGAUCCCAUUUGAACACAGAUCAGGAGGAAAAGUUGGAGAUGAGGAACUUUUUGUCCUUAUGUACUGUACCAAAAGAAAUACAGAUACUAUAGACCGGCGAUUCUGUUUUGACUUAGAAGCUUCAGACAGGCCUGGAGUUCCUGUCACCAUGCAGGCAUUUUCUGAAGAAGAUAGGAAGCAGUGGAUGGAAGCCUUGGAUGGAAAAGAAGCUCUGUUCAUCAAUUUGAAUAGAGCAAAUGCAAAACGAGAGGGAAGUGCACAAUUGGAUAAGAUAGGUUUCACUGUCAUCAAGAAGUGCAUCAGUGCUAUUGAAACACGAGGUAUAAAUGACCAAGGAUUGUACAGAGUUGUGGGGGUGAGUUCAAAGGUCCAGAGACUUCUGAGUUUGUUGAUGGAUGCAAAAACCUGCAAUGAAGUUGAUCUGGAAAACUCUGUAGAUUGGGAAGUGAAGACAAUUACUAGUGCUAUGAAGCAGUAUCUGCGGAGCCUUCCAGAACCACUGAUGACAUAUGAGUUGCAUGGAGAAUUCAUCGUUCCUGCCAAAAGUGGGAGUCCUGAAUCUCGAGUUAAUGCGAUUCACUUCUUGGUUCAUAAACUCCCAGAAAAGAACAAAGAGAUGCUGGAAAUUUUGAUGAAACAUUUAGCAAAUGUUUCAAAGCAUGCCAAGAAGAAUCUAAUGACUGUGGCAAAUCUAGGGGUGGUAUUUGGACCAACCUUAAUGAGGCCACAGGAAGAAACUGUAGCUGCCAUCAUGGACCUAAAGUUUCAGAAUAUCGUCGUCGAAAUCCUGAUAGAAAAUCACGAAAAAAUUUUCAAAACCCUGCCUGAUGGGACUUUCCCUGAGCCAAUCUCUAUGUCGAUAUCUCCUCCAAAUGCCCCACCAAGGCAAUCAAGAAGACAAGGGCAACGUAUUAAGAGGCCUCUGGCUGUUUACAAUCUCUGUCUUGAGCUGGAUGAUGCUGACAGUCAUAGCUCUCCCAGAGAAGACACCCCAACUGGGAGUAUGGAUUCUCUUUCUUCCCACUCUCCAACUCCUGCCUUCUCUAGUAGCCCACCUGGGCUCCUGGACGGAAAUCACCUUAUUAUGGACAGUGGCGAUCUUGCAGGGUGGACAACAAAUCUUCCUGGUCAAAGUCGCCCAUCAAUGGUCUCAUGGAUGAAUACUCCAUCUGCUAACCCAGCUGCCACAAAUACCGCACCAUCCGCUUUCUUCUUCCCGAACCCUACCACUGGGAGUGACGGAGCAGUGGAAAGCAUUGCCCACCGAAAAGCAAGAGCAGUUUAUCCAUGUGAAGCAGAACAUAGCUCUGAAUUAUCAUUUCAGAUAGGAGCAAUUUUUGAAGAUGUGCAAUUUUCCAGAGAACCAGGAUGGCUAGAAGGCACACUAAAUGGCAAGAGAGGACUUAUUCCACAAAAUUACGUUCAGUUUCUAUAGCUUUGCGCAUUUGAAGGCCAAGAAGGUGUACAUGGUAUCCAUGGAUUUUUGUUAUAGUCACUUCUCUCUACUUCUGUGACUGCUUUUAAUCAACGAAGAGCCUGACUAUGGGUUGAAGAUCCUAAUCUGUACAGAGACGUGAAGCAUUGCCAAAUAUGAACUGCAAAAAAAGAUUCUUUACGGGCUGGAAUGGGUGGGGAGACAAGAUAAGGGGGAUGGAGGGAAAGGUUAAUGUCUUAAUAGGGUGCUUUUCUCAAUUAUAAAGAGCAGUAGUGGCAUGUUUGCAAGAUAACUAGCAUUUUAAGUAAAAUAUUUGGUUGAUCUGUGACUUGAAGAAGAUCUUUAUGAACUUACGUGUCCUGAAGAUUAUGCAUCGAUAACCAGCAUUUUUAACACAAUAUUACUGGGGUUUGGAAAAUACACGACAGAAAAGCUGUCAUGCUGACAAUUAAAUUAUAUUUCAAAGUGGAGUAGACAGUAGGGAACGGACACCAGCAGGUAAAAUAAUAGGUAACAAGACAUGACAUUUUUCAAGUGUCUUCAAAGAACAUAUUAAUUUGUUGCGUGUAUGAUUUCAUUUAUUUUAUAAAGGUGAGACACAUGAACUUUUAUUACAGGUUCCUACAUGUCAUGGUUCCUUUGCUACACAAAAAUAUCACUGUAAAUGCAAUAAAAUGUUAUUUGCUGUUUGACCUAAGUCAUUCCUAUGUUGGAGAAUAUUUUGUGCUGGUUCUGUAAAUUUUGACAUGAAAUAACUCUUGGCAGCUGUAUGCAGUCAGCCUCAAGCAGACUCCAAAAUGGAUGAGGAACUUCCCUCACUUUAGUUAAGCAACUUUGCCGGCUCAAGCCAAAAGGAAAAGAGAAUCUCUGGCUAUGAUCCUUAUGCAUCCUGGAGGCAUCUCACAUUUUAUCAGUUGUCUGUCUAGCUCCUUCUUGAGCUUCCCUUUCUUUUUCCCUGUAACUGCCAAUUGUAAGGUCUUAACGUGAUACUUCAUUGUAUCAGAAUCCUCAAGUAGCUGCCUCUUAAUUUGUUAAACUGUUUUGAGUAGUGAGAGAGUUAGUUAUCUGUGGUCAUAGAAAAAGCUUCCAGAAAUCUUGUGGUGUAUAAACCUGUGCCUUGUGAUUAAAGAAGAAAACAGUUAGGUAUUAUUUUUCUCUUCUUCAAGUUGGACCCUCUGGGAGGCAGUGCAGAGGAUGCAGGAAAAUAUGACGGGAUAACGUGCUAAUACAGGCUCGCUUAUUUGUUAAAUUCGCCUCUGUGGAUUUUGAGUCACUUACUGCAGAUAUACUUAGCUGGCAAGUUUUUCUAACUAAUGUGAUUAGUAAACCAGUUAAUGGUUAAUGCUGCCUUAAGGCUGGGAUGACUUUUUUCCCCUUAAGAUUUAACUCCAUACCAUUAUUUUGUUCCUUUGCCCAGACUGCACAGACCAUUGGAGUAUGCACAAAUCAUUUCCAGAUGGAGAAGUGGUGGGCCAAGUCAGUACAGCUCUCCAGCACUAAACAUCAUCGUUUGGAGCAGUUUCCUUGGGUGUAUUCUCAUGGUAUUUGAGCAGUGACUCUCCGCCAUACAGCUUUUAGGCAGUUCUUGUCUUGGCACAGUGGCUAAGUGACCCAAGCACUUCAGAUGACUU
Colius striatus (speckled mousebird) is the source of this 4204-nucleotide messenger RNA. It is a transcript of the gene ARHGAP10, whose product is annotated as Rho GTPase activating protein 10. Gene Ontology annotation, biological process: signal transduction. Gene Ontology annotation, cellular component: cytoplasm. The record is from RefSeq and is a predicted model, not a curated record. The transcript has 23 exons. NCBI's taxonomy places the organism in Eukaryota, Metazoa, Chordata, Aves, Coliiformes, Coliidae. Gene Ontology annotation, molecular function: GTPase activator activity; protein binding. The coding region runs from base 234 to 2573 and encodes 779 amino acids.